Messenger RNA from Clupea harengus (Atlantic herring), 3781 nucleotides. It is a transcript of the gene bbox1, whose product is annotated as gamma-butyrobetaine hydroxylase 1. The record is from RefSeq and is a predicted model, not a curated record. Gene Ontology annotation, cellular component: mitochondrion. Gene Ontology annotation, biological process: carnitine biosynthetic process. Lineage: Eukaryota; Metazoa; Chordata; Actinopteri; Clupeiformes; Clupeidae. Gene Ontology annotation, molecular function: iron ion binding; gamma-butyrobetaine dioxygenase activity.
AGCUCACACAGAAACUACCAUGGUAUCGAUUGCCUAAGUAUUUUAUAGAGAGGUUUAUGUCAGGUUGUACACACCCAUGCCAAGCAUACUUGUAUGACCCCUUACCUAGUUUACGAACGCUCCCGUGGUGUGUUGUAUUUAAUGUCAUGUGAAGUCGUGUGUUGGACCAGCUGGGAUGUGGACAUGUAGGGUCAAAGGUGUGUACUAGAGGAGGAAACGGUUACUUUGACCUAAGUGGAGUUGUUUAGAGCUCAGGGUUCAAUAUGGGUCCGUGGUGUCAGUCUGACUGCAUACUUUAAAAUGAUAAACUAAUCAAAAGGCAGGAGCCCAGUCAUGCAUAAUAUAACAAUUAUAUACAACUAGCAGCAGAGUGAUAAGUCCUUGUUCCCUGUUGACAAAUGUGAGGACCUACUAGGUUGUUAAAAUAAGGAAUGUCGUAAGCGUAUUAUUGACAUCUGGAGUUUGCGAUUUAGUAAUAUUGUACUGUGUAUUACAUUUUAUUGAUCUGAAAAGUACUUUAUUAUUAGAUUGUCUUUGGACAAAAGCAUCUGCUAAAUACCUUAAUAAUAACCAUAACUGCAUAUAGAAUGGGUAGAGAUGGUUACUUCUAUGGGGAUUUUUUAGUUUGAUAAAAAUUCUGUCCAUUUUCUUUAGAGUGUAGUAUUGCCAGGAUACACACCUUACUUGGUGCUGUAGCAGGACUUAAAAAAAAAAAAAGCCCCUAUUUAUUUAUUCCAAGCAAGGAGUCACUGUCUCGAGGCAGCAUAACAGGAACAAAUCCGUUUUUUGACCACCAAGGUGACAUUUGUGUGACCCCUUCACCUCACUUCUCUGCAGGUGGGGGCAGGUAGAGUGCAGGGUACAGUUACACAUAGCACAGUCACAUUGUGGCAGCUCUAAAGUCCUGAAGCCAGGCACCCAGGUGUUCAGUCAGCUGAGGUGUCAUUUCCCUCGUCUGUGGUGUUAUGCAAUCACCUGUUAUGACAGCAUUUUGAUAUAAAAUGACUACAUCUUAAGGUAGUCCAGACUCCACACACGAGUCCAAGUGGCAGCUGCGCCUGUGAAGGAUGUUAUCAAGGCUCGCUCGCUGUGUCUCCAGCGCCUGCAUAUCUAGGGCAACCCGGCAGGUGGUGAACGGCCAUGGGAAACGCAAACUGCCGGCCGUCCCUGUGGUCGCGUACGCACGAGGUCACCAGACGCUCGCCACUGCUACCUCGUCCCUUCCUGUGGUCGGGGCCACUCCGGUGGUGAGGCACGCCCGCACCCUGGAGCAGGAGAGGCUGCUGCAGGUGGAGUGGGAGGAUGGAAGCUGCAGCCUGUACCCCUUCACCUGGCUGCGGGACAACUGCCAGUGCCCCCUCUGCACCCUCCAGUCGGCCCAGGCACGGAGUCUGCCGCUCUCCCAGCUGGACGUACACACCGGGGUGGACAGUGUUCAGGUCACGGAAAACAACAAGGUUUCUGUAAUAUGGCCUGACCAGCACAGCAGUGAGUUUAAUCCUAACUGGCUGAAGAAACGUUGCUUUUCACCAGAGGCAAGGCAAGCUACACAAGAGGAGCUUUUCCUUAAUGAGCGCGAGUAUUGGGACACUGGCCUGCGGAUCCCCACGGCGAGCUUCGAGGAGGUUCUCCACGACGACAAGGCCGCGCUGGACUGGCUGCUGGCGCUGCGGCGCGUGGGCAUCGUCUACCUGAAGGGGGCGCCGGUGGAGCAGGGUCAGGUGGCCCGCCUGAGCGAGCGGAUCGGCUACCUGAGGCUGACCUUCUACGGACACACAUGGCAAGUGCAAGACAAACCGAUGGCUAAUAAUGUGGCCUAUACCUCUGGCAAACUGAGCCUUCACACAGACUAUCCAGCACUGCACUAUCCACCAGGGGUUCAGUUCCUGCACUGCCUGGCGCAGGCGCGGGAGGGCGGUGAGAGCGAGGUGGUGGACGGCUUCCACAUGGCAGAGCUGCUGCGCCGCAGGGACCCCGAGGCCUUCCGUGCGCUCACCACGCUACGCGUCGAUUUCACCGACACCGGCACCGACUAUUGCGACUUCUGUGUGCAGUCCAAAAACCACAUUAUUGAUGUGGACCAUGUGGGGAGAGUGGUGAGGAUCAACUACAACAAUGCCACCAGAGAUUCCGUGCUGGACUUUCCGCUCGACAAGGUCCAGCACUUCUACGCCUCGCUCAAGGCCUAUGUAGGGCUGAUGACCCAGCCUGAGAACGUGGUCACCUAUACGAUGAAACCAGGCGACCUGGUGACCUUUGACAACUGGCGACUGCUCCACGGCCGCAGGAACUACCUGUCUGAUGCCAACUCCCGUCGACACCUGGAGGGCGCGUACCUAGAUUGGGACGAGGUCAUGUCCCGUCUGCGGAUCCUUCGGAAGGCUGUGCACGGAGACAACUAAAUCCCCCCAUGACCACUGACAUACACAGCUCAUCCGGGGCAGUCUCCAGCAGGAGGUUCCUCUGCUGUAGAGUGUGCACUACCAGCUCCAGCUAGGCAAAACUCAGUCACCCCCCCCCCCCCCAAACUCAGUCACUUCAGUGGCCUUAAACUGACGAAAGAUCUCCACCAAUGGCCCUGUCCUUGGGACUCAAGACUCAAGUAAAUGUCUGUUGCUUAUGCAUGUUGAGAAGGGUGACGCUUUCAUUGCUAGCUUUCUUGUCUCUCAGGGCUUUCCUUAUGUUCAUUCAAGUUCAACCCUUCCCAAUCUGGUUGUGGCCAUGGCUUUCAUUUCCCAUUGGUUUAACUGAGAGAUGUUUAAGGUCACCCAACAUGGUGGGCUAUUCAGCCAUAUUUCUACUUGCUAUUUUUUUAUGUUUUGGUGUCAUGUUUUUUUUUGUUUUACUGAAAAAUGUAUUUUGAAUACAAGAUCCUGUUGGCCAGUAAGCCAGGAAAAGUCUUGGGGUAUGGGAAUAUGCCUUAAAUCUUCUUUUCUAUUUUAAGAUUUUAUUGUAUACAAAUCGUUAUAUUUUUAUAAGUGUAUGCAGGUCUUCACUUUAGCUUUAAACUCUUACACUUACAGUGUACAGACAUCAGAUCAUGUAAGUGUAUUAUCUACACAUCCAGUAAGCUACUGUGGGUUUCAUAUGCCCCUUCAUUUCCAUGGUCAGAGUAUAGGGCAUGCCAGUAGAUGGGGACGAUGAAGUAGCCAAAGAACAUAUUUGCAGAUGAGGUGGGUGUCAAUAGCCUUAUAUCCAAUAAGCCUAAUAGCCAGGGCCAAUUUGUUUUUCAAACAAGUUUUCCCUCUUCACCACAUACAGCCUGGUGCAGCAUUCACAAUUGGUAUUGGCUUACAGAAGAGCAUUAUCAAAUAGAUUUGAAGUGUGUGAAUCAUUCUUUAACUAUUUAGACCUUUAGAUUUGUUAUGGUCUUUCGUGUCCAUCAGAUUUGUCCAGACAACUUCCUCAGCACUUUGUGUCUUAUUUAUUGACGAGGAUUGGUUUAUGGCUAGUUUGACAUGUCUAUGCCUUACAAAUCUACUCUACUUGGGUCCCCAACAAAUAGUCAUUAGUCAUUUGUUCUGUUAGUAAACAUGUGCAAUCACACACUCCUUGGUAACAUGCAGUGUAUAGGUAGGACAGGAUGUGAAGUCUUAAUAUUCUGGAAAUAUGGGAAUAACUACAGCAUCGAUAAAUGUUGGAAAUCUGAUGAUGGUUUUUCGGUUAGCGUUUUUAAAAUCACUGCGCUUUUGCCUUAUGCAUUAUUACUACAGCACGUUCUUUGUGACCUCAUUUGUUUCUUGCACACAUCAUUAAAUAACAAAAUGUGAUCCACAAGAAA